Molecule: messenger RNA, 991 nt
Organism: Angiostrongylus costaricensis
Lineage: Eukaryota; Metazoa; Nematoda; Chromadorea; Rhabditida; Metastrongylidae
Source: the annotation of a GenBank genome assembly
CUAAACGUCGGCCAAUUCGUAGGAAUCGAAUGAUUCCUUCCACAUGAACAAAACCCUGUUUUUAAAUUCCGUAAUAGUUGUAUAGUAAUAACUCCAGGAUCUGAAGACUACGACUUCUGAACUGCGAACUACAGUAGCUCGUCUUCAGCGCGAAGCCGAAGAUUGGUCGGACACGGCGAGUAGUGAAGAACUGGCUGCUCUACGAAGGGAAAAAAGAGAAUUGGAAAGCAAACUAAGAGAACAGGAGGAGGAAUUGGACGAUUUGGUCGACACCAAUCACCGGUUGGAACAACAAAUUACUCGUCUGGAAAUGGGUACUGAGCGGCUAAAAUCCGACCUUACCCAUGAAUCCACGAGCAAGGAGACAGAGUUGGACGAGAUCCGUGGCCAUUACCAAAGAAGGUUACGCGCUCUCGAAGAUCAGCUGGACGAUUUGCAAAGUGCUAAUUCAACCCUUCUUAAAGAAAACCGUGUGUUAGAAGCGAGGGCGCGGCAGUUUGACAUAAGUAGGCAAAGCUUCGAGUUCUCUGGUGGACAAUAUCGUCGUGAACUAAGAAGAGUUCAAGCUCUACUGGCUGAUACUCAAGCUGUCUUAGCUCACGAAAGAGAAUGUGCACCUUCGCAACUCCUUCUACUGAUUAAACUACAAGACGAAGUUGAUGCGCUCCAACAACAAAUCAAAGAGGCGAAUUGUGGACGUGAAAAGGAGAGUGAAGCGCUGAGAAAAGCAAGGAAAGAAAAUGUGCAAUUACAAGAAACAAUUGGCGAGCUGGAGAAGAGGCAUCUCGACUCAGAGCAUAAAAAAAAGGCCUCAAAUGUUGAGAUCGAUCGUCUAGAAGAAGCAAACAAAAUUUUGACCGCGGAACUCAAGCUAGCGCAGCGACGUAUUGAUAGUUUGCAAUUAGCAUUAAGUGAAGGAUUGGAAGGUGAAGAUUCUGACGAGGAAAACGAGGAUUGUCACGCGUUGGAGGAUGGAAGAUCUGCUGGGUAA